AUGCCACCGCAUCCCUUCGCCCGGCUGAAGCCGCAGCUCCCCGCGGGCGCCGGCCAGGCUCUUGAUGCCGACAUCCGCACGCUCUCUUCGCUGCUGUCUCAGUUUUCUCGCAUCACCAUCCUCUCUGGCGCCGGCAUCAGCACCGAGUCCGGCCUUGGCGACUACCGCUCCCCCGGAAAGGCCAAACCCGCCCGGCCCCCAAUCAACCAUUACGAGUUUGUCUCGCAGGCUUCCGUGCGCCGGCGAUACUGGGCCCGCUCGUUCGUCGGCUACCCCGUCCUCUCGCAGGCCGCCCCAAAUCUUGCGCAUCACGCGCUAGCGGCGCUCCACACCAACGGCGGUCACAACUUUCAUAGACAUAUUACCCAGAAUGUCGACGGCCUGCUUCAGCUGGGUGGCACCCCGACCGGGUGUCUGCUAGAGUUGCAUGGCACCAUUCAUGACGUUGUUUGCCGGAGCUGUGGUGAGACGGAGCGUCGUUCUGCGUUUCAAAAUAAGCUAAUCGAGCUCAACGACACCUGGUCGCAAGAGUUGGGGACGUACGAGUUUCGUCCAGACGGGGAUGCUGAUUUAAAUGGGGAGCUAGUGAGGCGAUUUCGCGUGCCGGUGUGCAGGGCGUGCGGGGAGGACAUGCUCAUACCGUCGCUGGUGUUUCAUGGUGGCCAAGUGCCGGGUGAUGUGACAGAAGAGGCAAAGAAGAUUGCGAGCGAUAGCGACGCUAUGCUGAUCGUCGGGUCCACUGUACGGCCGCUGUCGGCGUAUAGGCUGGUCCGAAUCGUCAAGGAGAAGGGCGCAUUUUUGGCAUGUAUCAAUUUUGGGCCCACUAGGGCUGAUGAUAUUCUUGACUUUAAGAUAGAAGCAUUGAUGGGGGAUACGCUUGCCAGGUUUGCAGAUGUUCACCUUGGCGAAGGAUUCAAACCACCAAAGCAUUUGACACAGGUAGCACCAGACUCAGAUCCACUCGUGCGAAUGCUCGAGUUGUAA
This is a messenger RNA of Chondrus crispus (carragheen), 984 nucleotides long. RefSeq lists its product as hypothetical. Bases 1 to 984 code for a protein of 327 amino acids. Gene Ontology annotation, molecular function: NAD+ binding. The record is from RefSeq and is a predicted model, not a curated record. The transcript has a single exon. Lineage: Eukaryota; Rhodophyta; Florideophyceae; Gigartinales; Gigartinaceae.